AUGGCUAAUAUCUCUCGUCGGUCGACGCGCCGCUUGCGAGAUACAUCUGACAGCAUGGCUUUGCUUGACCAUUGCUUCAACAUGCAACCGUCGCCAAAGACCAAGGCUGCCCACAGCCCAGAACCACCCUUGAAGCGGUCACAGACUACGAUUCGACUGCGGCUUCAGCAGCGAUGCUUGAGACCAGAGACGUGGUGGAAAUCUCUCACGGCGUUUAGUCCCCUUAAUGAGGGCUUAGAACAAAAGUUGCAACAUGAGAGAGCCGUUGCCCAGGAGGAAGCUCGACAGGAGUGGAUGCAACGUCUGCGGCCCAAACCUCACCGGCAAUGCCCACCGGCAAAAUGA
Penicillium concentricum is the source of this 345-nucleotide messenger RNA. RefSeq lists its product as uncharacterized. The record is from RefSeq and is a predicted model, not a curated record. The coding region runs from base 1 to 345 and encodes 114 amino acids. Lineage: Eukaryota; Fungi; Ascomycota; Eurotiomycetes; Eurotiales; Aspergillaceae. The transcript has a single exon.